Messenger RNA from Drosophila albomicans, 6304 nucleotides. Its product is annotated as cadherin-23. Lineage: Eukaryota; Metazoa; Arthropoda; Insecta; Diptera; Drosophilidae. Gene Ontology annotation, cellular component: plasma membrane. Gene Ontology annotation, molecular function: calcium ion binding. The record is from RefSeq and is a predicted model, not a curated record. Gene Ontology annotation, biological process: homophilic cell-cell adhesion.
UCCGCUUCGUGCAUUGCCCAAUUCUAGCGACACGUUUUCAUUAAGUGAGUGCGAGUGUGUUUCGAGUGUGUGCGAGGUUUUUGACUUCUGCCUAAUUACCAGUAACAAGCCGUCUAGUACACUGAAACCAUCGGAGAACCCUUCUCAAAUGUGUCACUGCUAAAAACUAAUCGUCAAAGCCGAAAGAAGACCGUCAGCUGGUUGAUUUGCCGAUUCGUUCUGCAGCUGCGGAUACUUGAUAUUCUGCCUAGACUGCAGGCCAAACAAAAGCAGAGGGUGCCUGGCCAUGUGCUACGAGUAACGAGUCGACAACAGUUGUCUUCAUCAACAUCACCAUCGUCACAAAUGCACAACGAAUUCGAGAAACAGUCCAAAUCCGACCACAAAGUGAUCGCCAGCAUGGGCUACAAGAAGGUGCGCUUAAAAGGGAUCGCACUCAUCGUACUCACAACCUUUGUGUUAAGUGUAUCCUCGAAUCGUCCCCCGCGUUUUGCCAUCGAUGGACAGUCGGAGAUUGUUCUCCGCUUAAAAGAAAGUCCCGAGACGCAGGCGGGAAGUCAUAUUUACACAUUAAAGGGCUACGAUCCCGACAACGAUCCGCUGACUUUUGGGAAGCGGAAUUCACACGACAGCGAAAUCAUUCGCAUUGAAAAUAAAGGCGGAAACGAGGCGAAAGUAUUUCUGGCCAAAGAGCUGGAUCGUGAGACACAGGACGAGUAUGCGAUAGUGCUCACACUCACUGACAGUCACUACAGCGAUCACAACUACGUGACGCAGAGCUUCCUGCUUCUCGUUGAGGACAUCAACGACAAUGCACCCAUCUUCCUGCCUUAUCAAAAUGCCAUCGAAAUACCCGAAGGCAGUGCACCGGGUGUCAUCAGCACUCUGGAGGCUACCGAUGCCGAUGAGGGUGCCUACGGUCAGGUGGUCUACUAUCUGCAGGAGCUGGACGGGGAUAAUGAUGUCUUCAGCAUAGCCACGCAUCAGGGCAAAGGCGUCUUGCGACUGCAGCGGCAGUUGGAUUAUGAAACGAAGAGCUUAUAUCAGCUGCGAGUGCUGGCCAUUGAUCGGGCGAAUCAGGGUCCAAUCAACACGGGAACUGCGGCGAUUUUAGUCAAAGUCAAGGACAUUGAGGAUCAGCCGCCUGAGUUUGUCGAGGUUCAGGCGGUGGCACGCAUUGCCGAGGACUCGCCGGUGGGAACAAAAGUGUUGCGAGUGCGUGCCAUCGACGGAGAUCGGGGCAUCAACAAUCCGAUUGCGUAUGCUCUAGAUGGCAACGAUCUCUUCGACAUUGACAGCCACACGGGAGUAGUUUACACCUUGACAGUGCUGGAUCGUGAGGAGGAAAGCGAUCAUGUGAAUGGUGCUCACAUAUUGAGGAUUACUGCUACAGAACUGUCCAAAUCGCCAGAGGCAGCACAACAAGUUCCUUCGACGGUGCGCACAGAGGUGACGAUCAUUGUGACCGAUGUCAACGAUGAGAUCCCUACUUUUGGGGAGCUGCUCUAUCGCUGCGAGGUCAAUGAAAAUGCGCAGACGAAUACGCCGCUGAAUUUUCUUGAUGCCGAAGUGCAGAACGUUGUUUUCGAUCACGAUGAGGGGAAGAAUGGCACAUUUCGUUUGUUUCUCGAUCCGCCGAAUGAUCUGUUUGAGAUUGUGCCCGAGUUGGCGGUGAAUGAGGCCAACUUUAUGCUGCGUGUGAGAAACUCCAAGUCGCUGGAUUUUGAGCAGUUUGUCGAGAUCAAUUUCACGAUAUUUGCACGCGAGAUCGAUGAACCAAGUCGCUGGAGUUCGGCGCACGUGCAAAUCUUUAUACGCGAUCAGAACGACAACUUUCCCGAGUUCACACAAUCGAUCUACAAUGCAGGCGUGCCCGAGAACAGCGAGCAGGGCACGAUCAUUGCCAAGGUAGAAGCGGUGGAUGUGGAUUCCGGAGAUUUUGGCAGCAUGGGCAUACGCUAUACGAAUCUGCGUGGCGGCAUCGCGCACUUAUUAAAUCUGAAUUCCAUAACGGGCGUUAUUUCCAUUAAGACAUCAGGCAGCGCAGCGUUCGAUCGGGAAAUAAUUUCACGUCAUUAUCUGACCGUUGAGGCCAUUGAUAAUGUGGGUCAGGGCAAUCGGAACACGGCGCAGAUAAUUGUGGAUAUUCAGGAUGUUAACGACAAUGCGCCCACCUUUCUGCAGCGACAGUACGAAGCCAAGUUGCUGGAAAACAAAGCCGAAUUUGAGACGCCACUUCAAGUGGAGGCUCGCGAUCUAGAUCUGAAUGGUACUGAGAACAGUCAGAUCACAUACGAGAUUGUUGAGGGUUUGUAUCGCACGAAUUUCACCAUCGAUCCAGAGAGCGGGUUGCUGCGUCCGCUGCAUUACUUUGACUACGAGGAGCUGGUGGACAGCAACCGGCGUCAUGUGCGUCAGGCCAAUGCGGAUAUGCGAGAGAUUGAGUUGCUCAUACGUGCAAGGGACUCGGGUAUUCCAAUGCUGUCAACCGUGGUGCCUGUGCUCAUAUAUGUGCAAGAUGUCAACGAUAAUCCGCCCAUCUUCCAGAAGAGUUUCUACAGCAAAACCGUACCCGAAGACUUGCCCGGUGGCAGCUCUGUGCUACAAGUGCUGGCUAUCGAUCGCGACGGUUCUUCGCCCAACAAUGCGAUCGUUUAUCGCAUACAGCAGGGCGCCAGCGACAAAUUCAUUAUCAACUCGGAAACGGGCGUCAUUUAUGUGGCCAAGGGUGCUAAUCUUGAUCCCGAUCUAACGGAGACCAAGCGCUUGCUUUACACGCUAAAUGUGAUUGCGCUGGACGGUGGUUUGGGCAGCUCACAACUAAUGAACACGGCGACAGUUAACAUCAGCAUCAAAGAUGUGAACAAUAAACCUCCUUUGUUAGGCGAGCUGCCUGCAUUAAGAAUCGUGGAGAACACACCCGUGGGUACUUUGGUAUAUCAGCUGCAGGCGACAGAUCCCGACCAGAAUCCAAUACUGCGCUACAAGCUAAAUGCGGCGAUGUCCGAGGCACGCAACGAGGAGGGCGGUCUGGUGAAGAUCAGCGAGUACGAUUAUCUGGGCGCUUUCGAAUUGGAUGCAAUACAAGGACAACUCAGAGUGAUCAAGCUGCUGGAUCGCGAGAAAGUGGAACACAUCAAGCUGGCCAUCACCGUAGAGGAUUUGGCCGCAGCCAAAGGCAGACAAAUAGUGGAGGCUUUCUUAAGCAUUCAGGUACAGGAUGAGAAUGACAACAAUCCCAAGUUUAGGCAGCCCUUCUAUCGACAUUCCAUCAGAAACAGCAUCAAUGGCGUCAUGAUUGCCAAUGUUUUGGCCUAUGACGUGGACAAAAAUCGUACAAUUUCCUAUGCCUUGGAAGGCAAUCCCGCUUACAGAAAUCUCAUACACCUGGAUGGUCAAACUGGCGCCAUUGUGGUGGCCAACAAAAUCGAUCACGAGCAGCAUCAGUGGCUCAACUUUAGUGUGCGUGCCACAGACUCUGGGUUGCCCCCACGUUCCGCUCUAGUCGAUGUCUAUGUUACUGUGUUGGAUGAGAACGACAACAACCCAUACUUUAUUGGAGGCAGCAAAAAUUACACCAUCAGCGAAAGUGCAGAGCCUGGGACCAGAGUCGCCACCGUACAGGCAGCUGAUGCCGACUCUGGCGACUUUGGCAAGAUCACGUUUCUCAUGGAUCGCAUCAGUUCGCAAGGCAAAUUUACUAUCGAUGCUGACACGGGGGUCUUAACUGUGGCCGACAAGCUCGAUCGAGAGACCAAGAACUCGUACAAUCUGGUCAUCGAGGCGUGGGAUAACUAUCAGUUUGGUUUCCUAGCGGGUGAGAGUCGUAAUGCAUUCAAGCAAGUGUUCAUCACCAUAUUGGAUGAGAAUGAUAAUGCACCGGAGAUUAGCUUGCCUACGAGUUGUGUGCUUAUCACAGAGUAUCACGAACUGCACGAGAGCAUUGCCAGCAUUGUGGGCAAGGAUGCGGAUGAUGCUACCACGCCAAAUGGCCGCCUCGAAAUGUCAAUAAGCCAAGGCAACCGAGAAGGUCUCUUUGAGCUGCGUCAGCUGGAUCCCUGGAACGCGCAAGUCUAUGCCAGUCGGUCACUGCGCAACAAGUUCGGAAAUUAUAGUCUGACCAUCACCACAAAGGACCUGGGAGUUCCCCCCAACAUAGUUCACAAUGCCCUCGACAUAUGUGUGGCGGACUUUAACGAUCAUGCGCCGGUCUUUGUGCGUCCCUUGCACAAUACCACAGUUCGUGUGCCAGAGAAUGCCACAGUGGGUAGCCUGAUACUCCAAGCGUAUGCCAGUGAUGCUGACAUGGGUCAGAAUGCUCUGGUGCGCUAUCGCCUUAAACCUGAUCCGUUAGGCAGCUAUAAGCUUUUCGACAUGAAUGCAAACACCGGGGAAUUAUUGCUUAGAGAGCCGCUGAAUAGGGACAAGCAAAAGAUCCACGAGAUACGCAUCGAGGCCUACGAUCAAGGUUUGCCAACAUCGCUCAGUACCGAUCUCGAUCUUAUAAUCUACAUUCGCAAUGUGAACGACUACGAGCCACAGUUUAUUGUUAACGAGCUAACGGUCAACUUUACGGAGCAUGCGGAUCCUGGCUCGGAAAGAAUCAAACUACCCGAUACCAUAGACAAGGAUGAAAUGGAGCUGGACGAUCCAAAUGAGGCGCCUAGUCAAGUGUGCUACUUUAUACUGCACGGCAACGAAGAGGGUUAUUUCCAUCUCGAUCCCGAGACGCACGUGCUUACCGUGGAGCGUCAAUUGGAUCGGGAACUGACUACCAAUUUUACUCUCUAUGUGAAGGCCACCGAAAAUUGUGCGAACGGCACGCUUCCCGAGUUGGACAUGCUAAACAGCCCAGAGUUGGGUUAUCAACAGGCGCCAAAGAUCAACUACGAUCGCAUUAAGCACUCGCGACAACUGCGCGUAGUCAAUGUGGAAUAUGAAAUGUCCACAUCAUCCGCAGAGCCGGAUCUCGUUUCGUACGAAAACUACAGCGAAGAGGAGAGAAUAGCACAUCCAGAGGAGCCGCUUAAGCUGGACAGCACCGUUGUUAUAGUACAGGUGCGAGUGCUGGACAUCAACGAUAAUCCGCCACGUUUCCGAUCGAAGAUCUUCACUGGCGGCAUUACAACAAAUGCGGACUUUGGUCAGCGAUUCAUGAGCGUUGAUGCCACAGACCCGGAUGAGGGUGCCAAUUCAAAGAUCACUUAUUAUCAGGUGGGAGAGAUAAGGCAAACGCUGUCUGAGGGACUGGAGAAUGUGCGCAAAGCGCCGUUUCUAAUCGAUCGGGAUACGGGUGAAGUGCAGCUCAACUUUGAUCCCCAGAAAGGAAUGAAGGGUUACUUUGAUUUUAUGGUGCUGGCUAACGAUUCGUUAGGAAUGCGUGAUGUCGCACAUGUCUUUAUAUAUUUGCUGCGAGAGGAUCAAAAGGUGCGCUUCGUCUUUCGCCUACAGCCGGAUGAGCUGAGAGCGAGAAUCGACACAUUUAGAGACACGCUGGGCAACAUCACAGAGUCCAUUGUGAAUAUUGACGAAAUCAAGGUGCAUGUGAAUAAAGAUGGUUCAGUAGAUAAAACAAAAACAGAUUUAUAUAUGCAUCUAGUCGAGCGCGAGGACAAUUCUAUCUACGAGGUAUCCGAGGUGCUCAAGCUAAUAGACACGCACAUCGAGAGCCUGGACGAGCUGUUCAAAGAUCUCAAUGUGCUGGACACGCAACCUGCCGAGGCGCAGCUGCUUACCGCUGGUCCAGUCAAGGGUGCCAUGUUCGUCUGGCUGAUCUUUACGAAUCUAUUUAUGGCAUCCUUGCUGGUUGUCACUUUGGCGCUGUGCGCCUCUCAACGCAAAGGUUACAAACGGCAACUGCGAGCUGCCAAAGUCAACAUCUUUCGUGGUCACUCAUCGAUGUCUAUGCAACAUCCUCAUGAACCUGCCACUCGUGUGCCCAACACCAAUAAGCACAGCGUGCAGGGCUCCAAUCCCAUUUGGCUGAAGGGCUACGAGAACGAAUGGUUCAAAACCGAAGAGACUCUGAGCGUUGGCGGUCAGGACUCUUUGGAUGACAAUUUCCUAGCAGUUGGCACUCAGGAUAUGCACGAAACGCUUAAGGGCACCGCCAAGCUCUUUAACAACACUAAUGAUCUGAAUCGGCAUUUCAAUCUGUACAAUCAAAUCGAUAAGCUAACGAAUAAUGCUCAAAUCCUGGCGCGAAAACUCGAGACAACCGAGUUAUAGCGUCCAGAGUACUCAACAGUCUAUUUAUUGUACUACUUAGUCCUAGUUGCUACUACAAUUAAGUCUAACUUAAGCG